Chionomys nivalis (European snow vole) is the source of this 3513-nucleotide messenger RNA. It is a transcript of the gene Vgll4, whose product is annotated as vestigial like family member 4. Gene Ontology annotation, biological process: negative regulation of DNA-templated transcription. The transcript is spliced from 5 exons. The coding region runs from base 428 to 1291 and encodes 287 amino acids. NCBI's taxonomy places the organism in Eukaryota, Metazoa, Chordata, Mammalia, Rodentia, Cricetidae. Gene Ontology annotation, molecular function: transcription coactivator binding. The record is from RefSeq and is a predicted model, not a curated record.
CAUGUCAGCGCAGUCAGCUUGCAGCGGGCUGUGAGGGAGAGUGCCUUUGUCCUAAGAAAUGUGCUUUGUGUUUUUUUUUUACUGCUUUCUUUUUAAACCCUCAAGACAAGCUUUGGAAGACUGCUGAAGUGAUUUUUUAAAGCCGAGUAGAGGACGAAACACAGACACUGCCUUCCAGUAAGCCCUGGACGGGUUUUGUUUGAGUCUGAUUUUUUUUUUGUGUGUGUGUCUGUGUGUGAUCUUUCUUUUUUUUUAAAAAACAAAAACAAAAACUUUUAUAUACUUUGUGUGACUCUUGUGAGGCUGGGCCUCUAUUUUACUGAAGUUUUAGGAGAGCCUGGAGCUACUCAGCUAAGACUGAAUUUUGAAACUUUCUCUUCGGGAGUGAGAGCAAAGAACUGCCUUUCUUUGCUAGCCGGACAGAUAAAUGCUGUUUAUGAAGAUGGACCUGUUGAACUACCAGUACUUGGACAAGAUGAACAACAACAUCGGGGUUCUGUGCUACGAAGGUGAAGCUUCUCUCAGGGGAGAACCCAGAAUGCAGACCCUCCCGGUGGCUUCUGCCCUCAGCAAUCACCGCACAGGCCCACCCCCCAUCAGCCCCAGCAAGAGGAAAUUCAGCAUGGAACCUGGGGACAAGGACCUCGACUGUGAAAACGAUCACAUCUCCAAGAUGAGCCGCAUCUUCAGCCCCCACCUGAGUAAGACCGUCAACGGAGACUGCCGCCGAGAUCCCCGGGAACGGAGCCGCAGUCCCAUUGAGCGGGCUGCAGCCCCGGCUGUGAGCUUGCAUGGUGGCCACCUGUACGCAUCCCUCCCUGGCCUCAUGGAGCAGCCUCUUGCACUGACUAAGAAUAGUAGUGACACCGGCCGGUCGGCUGUGGAGCGGCAGCAGAACCGGCCCUCCGUGAUCACCUGCGCAUCUGCAGGCGCCCGCAACUGCAACCUCUCUCACUGCCCCAUCGCGCACAGUGGCUGUUCUGCACCUGGGUCUGCCAGUUACCGAAGACCACCCAGUGCAACUGCCACCUGUGACCCUGUGGUGGAGGAGCACUUCCGCCGGAGCCUGGGCAAGAACUACAAGGAACCAGAGCCAGCACCCAACUCGGUGUCUAUCACUGGCUCUGUGGAUGACCACUUUGCCAAAGCACUAGGUGACACAUGGCUUCAGAUCAAAGCGGCCAAGGACAGCGCUUCCAGCAGCCCAGAGUCAGCCUCCCGCCGGGGCCAGCCUGCCAGCCCCACUGCCCACAUGGUCAGCCAUAGUCACUCCCCCUCUGUGGUCUCCUGAAGGGGGCUCCCCCUCCAGCCACACAAGGAUCUGCAUGGUUUGCCUGAGCUUUCAACAGUCAGUGCUUAAAAAAACAAAAAGCAAAAAAAAAAAAAAAAAAAAAAUAGAAAGGAAAAAAAAAUCUUAGGGGGAGGGUGGGAGGUGGUUUAUUCGCAAAACCAUGUUGUCUGGACUUUCGUUCUGCUCUGUUUUGUACUUUUUGGUGUUCGUACAAGGGGUCUCACCAUGGCAACAGGAACAGCAUGGAGCAUCGGUCCAACAGAGCAUCCUUGCUUCCUGUCCUGGUUACCAAAGAAACCUCUGCAGGUCUGCCAACCUGGCAGCCGGGACCCUGCGGCCCUUUCCUAGUCACAAGCCAUGAAGACAUGGGGAUCCGGACGCUUUGUGCUCUUAGCUUUUGAGACUGGGUAUGCACGGCUUGGCUUCCCCCUGGGGUCCAGCUCAGUCCGCGUGUACAUGUGUCUGCCUGAAAAGAACUGUCCUGAUUUGCACUAUGGAGGGCAGGGCUGCCUGUUGGGCGGCUGUCUGCGAUGCCAGCACCAAGGGCAAACUGCUAGGAAACACUUUUGAUCAUGUGUGCUUGCAUUGUUGCUGAACUUAGAAGGUCUCUAGCAGGUUCUAGGUCUUUCUCUCUAGUCUUGAGGUGCUCACAACUGGACUGCAGGUUCCCCCUGACCAUGGGCAUUUACUGUCUCUGAACACUGCAGUUGGUGAGGCUAGUGCAAAGGCUGGAGAACUCCGUAGUGCUUCUGACAUGGUGCAUGUCUUAAUACGAAAAAUAGCUGGUUUCUAUUGACUGUAAGCUCAGACUGUAGCACUGACUGGCUUUUUGGCGGCGGCAUUAGCCUAUCCCGUCAGUUACAGCCCUAGAUACAUUCACUGCUGGUACAGCUGUGCUUCUGAGAGGUGUAGUCGAUGCUCACUUCACUCCGAGAAGGAGUGCACAGCCGGUGGGUGUGGUAGGCUGGGGAGCCCAUUGCUGCUGAUUUUUCUGCAUCCUGGGCAGGGGACUUGAGUUCAUGUCUUUAGACUCCUCGGUGCAGACUGCUCCUUUCCAACUCCUGGCCAAACAGCAGGUGCCUGACAGCCUGCAACAUGGGGCUGCGUUCGCUUCCUCUCAUGCCGGGGCCAAGGCUGUACACAUUCCUCUAUAAUAACUCUACAGUUAUUCCUGCAUCACUAGUGCCCGCUCUAUUAAUAGCUACUAACUAGACAUUAGAAGCGAGCAGGACAGACAUGGCUGGGGAGGCCCCACAGCAGCUGCUCCUUCUGGCCGUGAGCAUUUUCUGUCCCCUGUCCCGGCCCACAAGGAGGGCUAGGACAUCCCCUGGCUAGAACCACCUCCCCAACAAGGCAUUAUUGACUCCUUGCACAGGGGAGCCCACGGGGCUGACUUUCAGUAGGAGGAAAAGAGGUUAGCUGUUGAACUUGGGAAACGGGCGAGGGUGGAAAAGCGGGGACUGAUACCCGAGUUACAGGGUGGCUACCAGCCUUACAAAAGUGCACAGCCCUCCUGCCCCGCACACUCCACUCCACUCUCCUGGGCUUCCAAGCUUGGCAUUCAGGCCCCUAUAUUUUCUGUAGGAAAAAAAGAAUUGUUGAGAACACUUUUUUUAUAUAGGUAAUUUUAAAGACCAUCAUUACGCUGUGCGUAAAGAGUGUACAGAGAAAUUUGUAGGUAUUUUUGAAGAACAAUUAAUUUGUUAAUGAUAUGUAGCUAUUUAAUUUUUCCCCUUUCCUAUCGUAAUCAUUUUUUUGUUGUUGUUUGGGAAAAAAAAGUUGAUCUUUUUUUGUCGUAGGUGUGUCUGUAAUCGUGCAGGUACACAGUUACGCCAUGACAACACUGCGUCCGCAUUCAUAGCCACUAGUUUGUUAUUCUACAGGCUACUGAGGUUGUCACAGGAAAACAACCGCACCGCGGACUGGCUCUGUGGGCAACAGGCCUCAGACACCCGUCAGUGAACGGGUCGUUGCUGUUGGGGUAGGGGUGGCAGUUGGGGUGGCUGGGUCUCUGGGGCACCGACCUAUCUGGAAUAGGCUGUGUCCUGGAGAGGAAUGCCACACGUCAGCUGAGGGGUGCGCCAUCCUGCCUGGGCAGGAGCUUGUGUCUUCCCCAGAACCAAGCCACCCAUGUGUGUGCUGACCCCUCUCUAUGUUUGUAAAUCUGUAAUAUACCAUUCUCUGUGGCCUGUUUUUCCUGGAAGAAGAAAAAAAAAGGUUUG